AUGUCUCUGAAAAUAAAGACGAUGGUGGACAAGUUUGUGCAGGAGCUAAAUGAGGCUCUGGACGCGAACAUAUAGGACUGACUCAUGAAAGAGAUGGAGGUGCAGAGUUACAUUGAGGAAUGGGAACGCAAGGUCGCCGAGCGUGAAGUCGCUUGGAAAGCCGAACUCUCUCGUCGUAAGGUGGAGAUUGCCCGACAAGAAGCUAGAUUAAAGCUGGAAAGAGAAAUCCUUGAGAAAGAGAAAAGUGUGCUGAUGGGAACUGCAUCAAAUCAAGAUAAUCAAGAUGGAGCUCUUGAAAUCACAGUUAGUGGAGAGAAAUGUCGCUACCUUAGGUUUGCUAAAGCAAAGAAGUAG
Coffea eugenioides is the source of this 354-nucleotide messenger RNA. RefSeq lists its product as uncharacterized. The transcript is spliced from 2 exons. The record is from RefSeq and is a predicted model, not a curated record. NCBI's taxonomy places the organism in Eukaryota, Viridiplantae, Streptophyta, Magnoliopsida, Gentianales, Rubiaceae.